Molecule: messenger RNA, 723 nt
Organism: Striga hermonthica
Lineage: Eukaryota; Viridiplantae; Streptophyta; Magnoliopsida; Lamiales; Orobanchaceae
Source: the annotation of a GenBank genome assembly
AUGUUCAAUGAGCUCCGCAAGUUGCUCAGCAACUGGGAAGUGCUUACCAGAGGCGUAACAGAGAUUCAUGACAAAGUGAAGGAGCUAGAGUCACUGACAACAAUUGAGGACACUCGUCCAAAGAGGGAGCCAAAAGAGUCAUCCAGGAGGCCCACAGCCAGGAAUUACAUAAACGAGCAUAAAGAAAGAUCCGCAGCCAACGAGAAAGUUGUUACAUUUCUACAGUGUUUGGUCAGGCAAUACAUCCAGCCCACUGAAAAUCUACCACUCAAUGAAAUAGUGUUCUUCGAUAAUAUCGACAAACUUCAAACAGCUUUGAUAGGAGACCCUAGAAGAAAAAUACAAGCCGACCUCUUAGAGUCGAACAAGUUACUAAAGUGUUCUUGCUGCAGCAAAAACUACGGUGGGCCAGUACCGUCCAUGCACGAUACAUCUAUAAUGUACACACUGGCUCAAGAGCACGGUGAUCUCAUCAAUCUACACGAAUGGUUUCACUCUUUCAAAGCAGUUGUUUCUCGCCCGCCCUCACAGGCAAAAAAGAGGUCGAAAUCAUCGCCAUCACCUAAAAAACGAAAAGAAUCGAACGAGCCUCAGAACAAAACCGAUGCUUCAAUUCAAGCCGAAUUUUGCAGGGCGGUUAUCGAACUACAGAUUACGGGCUUGAUUCGAAUGCCGAGCAAAAGGCGCCCGGAUUACGUGCAGAGAGUGGCUUUUGGACUUUGA